CAAAGGCUCACUACAGUAUCCAUCUACUCCUUUACAAUAUUAAGGUAGACAAAAUCAAGUAGAAAGGGGGGCAAACGAGUGUCCAGGAUAGUAAGUCGAAGAAGAAGAAAAGAGAAGAUGAUGACGCUCAAUUGUGCUAGUAAAACGAUCAGUACGGGCGAUAUGACGCAGGUUCAGCUACCAAAAGCUAGCCGUAAUAGAGGAACGGGAUGUGCAAGUAGCGCAUCUUGGGCAUGCGCAAAAAGGAGCUCUGCUGCGACAACCACUUCAAGAACAGCGUCCAUGUGUCGAAAAGAACAUCAAUCCUCGUCUUUUCAUCAAGGCGGUCUACUUGUACUAGCGCCUCAUCAUGCUGGUCUAGAAGAAGGGUCGCAUGUUCAUGAACUUCAGAAAAAGCGCUCCUCUUCGUCGUGUCUUCAUCGUUUAGUGGCAACUUCUGGCUCUUGGAAACAGCUUCCGUCGGCGGGUGUUUUGUCGAAGAGCAACAAGGCGAUGUUGUGGUCUUCGCACAUCUUCCACGUUGUCGUGACAGUUAUUUGCUUCUUUUGCGUGGGGCCUGCUCCAGGUGGGGCCUUAGGCAUGAACAUCUUGCUGCAGGGUGGAAGCGUGCGCGACGCUUCCUGUGCGCCGCUGAUCAGCGGACAAAACUCUGUCGAGCUAUCCGGAUACGCACCUAUGCUUCCGGCUUUUCAACGCGCGUUCACAGGAUCGGGUCCGACCUUGCUACCCAGUUCUCGCCGACGGAGUCGCCGUGCCGCUUCUGCUGAUGCAUUCAACCUUCAGGAUAUGGUCAAGUUUUCGCAGAAAAGGCCCCGCAGCUUGGUGUACUUUUCUAACCCGAUGAUGCCAUCGAUAACGCCACUGGUCAAGGGCGGCCAAAUUUUGACGGAGAAUAUCUCCAUGCAUAAAUUUACGCGCCCCCUCGGAACGGUGAUGCCGCCCGGCCAACCGACUAACCAGAUGAACCUCCAGGUCUUUUCGCAAACAGAAUACAUGAUCCAAGCAUCCACAUACUGCAUCAGCGAGGAAGAGGCAGCAAAAAACUUGUCCCUAUUGAGGGAAAACCUUGGUAUUCUGAUAGAUACUGAUUCAUAUUCUAUCUACGAAAUUUGAAUUUCUAGUAGACGGUUGACUACUAGUUGUACCCUCUAUGUAUAGUUGUAGUAGUUACCAAUGUAAAAGUUCUACUCGUGCUUAUGACCUGAUACUUCCACUACCACUGCCACUUCCUCUCACACGACGACCAGGCCUAAUGCAUUUUGUGAAGUACAAUCUUGCUGGUGAUUGUAUCUUGGGCCUCACGCGUGCUCACCAUGGUUCGGUCUUCUUUGACUUUCCCGCAGUAGAAUUUCCGACAAAUGAGGACAAAAUAUUGAGAUUUGAAUUAGCACGAGGAGGAAACUUCAUCUACAGUAACGGGGUUCCGGGACAAGACCGAGCACAUGGGUCGAUGGUCUCAUACUUAUGAUCUUUGGGUUGUUUGAUAACACCGAAGAAACUAAAAUCUGUUAAAUUUUUGAUGAUGAGUGUGAGGUUGAGUUCAGUUCCACUUCGACGAUUGACAAUUGAUGAAGGCUCAUCGUAUUUAUCCUUAAGAAAACUACUUCUUACACUAUACUUAAGAAGAAUAACUGCAGCAGGCAUUACAACUUCAGGCUGAAGUAAAAAUACCUGGCGCAUUUAUUCGCACUCUCACUCUUCUACUUGUCAGCACUGCUUUAAAACGAGAAAGAGGAUGGAUAUGAAGCACCGUCUGCAUACGACUUAGCGGACAUGAACGUGUUCUCUCAAAAAUCCUUAACGUUGUGUGGAAGAACAUCUUCAAUAAAUGAAGCGCGCCAGCACCGGUUGCAUAUCCUCACAAUUAUCUUCUAAUUGCCGAGCGAUUGGGGUACCUGCUUUCCGAUAAGUCACCACUGGAUGCGUUCGGGUUGGCGUCGGAGACGAUAUCGGCUACGACUACUUACGACCUCUUGGCGAGCAAUUGCCUGAAUUACGUCUCGCUACUUGCUGCCAGUGCAUUGAGCGCGAAUACGCUGAAUCUACAACAGCUCCCGGAAGACAAAGAGAAACACUGCAUCAAAAAGUACUACUUUAUUUUUGACCUACUUUGAAUAUCUUCUUGAGACAGUCAUGCUGCUUUCCCGGUGAAGUAUAACUACAGAGAGUCUCUUUUAUCUUUUAACAAUGUGAAUGUGUUGCUGAUGAAAGACCAGAGGAGCCGAUAAAUGAAGAGAGUCAACUAGUACUUACAACGAACUUCAACAGUAUUGAAACAUUAUGGUUCUUGGGUCGAUGACACUGGACAACCUCUUCUCAGUCACUAGCAUGAAAAAUUGUGAUAAAGUUGAUGAAACGGAAACACAAAUUUCUUGUUCUAAUAUAAUGUAUUGCCUAUUCUAUUUUUCUUUUCACAGUUCUAGUUUCAUUGCCACGUAGUUGAUGUUGAGCCUCAAAAUCACUAUAAUCCUUGACAAUACGACAGUUCCAAUUGCCUUGCGCGGACUGGAAAUAUGCUCCGCAAUGCGUGGAGUUGCUGCGCUGGUGGCUGCGCACAAGUCCAGGACAGUGAGCCGUUUGAUGACCUUUCGCGAACUCAUUUGAAGCUGAAUCAAUGGUCGCAGCCCAGCAGCAGAAAAAAAAAACGUGCGCUUUUCUGGUGCUGUUAAGCGAGUUAUUGGACGAGUGCUUGACGUUGACAGAAACUUAGAAGCUUUUUCUCUACGUUACGUAGUGGUAGCCUCAGAAGCCUUUCUAGCUCAAGAUGUACAUGCAGAUGCAGCUGCAGUAGCUGGUCCCAGCGUCGAAUUUAGAAGACCGACUACGUCCUCGUGAGGCGAUUACUUACAUUUUGGAAGAAAGAAAACUCUGGGUAGAAUUAUUAUUAACUGGAUCAGAAUCUUGAUUCAAUUUCAACACCAAGAAUACAACCGGUUCCAAUCAUGUUGCGGGAAAUGUACAGUCACCUUUGAAAAUAGAACACUUGCAGCCAGCACUCGUGUACAGGAGCCCCAUGUUGCAUACACGCUUCUUUACAUACUCGCACUAGUAUCUGGUCGCGGCCUAGCACAAUCGGAAUCUGAUGAGGCUAUCGUAUCAGGUGUACGAGCCCCAGCCCCUUCUUUUGUCGUGUAUACGUAAGAACCGUGGUAAGACGAGAAAAAAUACUAGUAUCAUGUGUAGUAAUACUACUAUCAUCAGUAGAAAAACGACUUCCGCUCUUGUCCGCAUGAAGAUGAAGCACGCGCCCCAGACUCAGACAAGGACUUAAACAAUCGGCGAACGAGCGGAAGUUCUUGGUCCACCAGCACUGGAUUAUAUUUUGUGUGUAGUUCAUCUUCUAAUGAUAAAAAAUCGAGCAUAAUCCACUAACAAAACCUGGUGGAGCUCUCUUGGUGUUUGCUAAAACGUUCAGGCUCACUCAUAUAGAUCAUAUUAUCAACUAUGCUCAUAGCCAAUAUAGAUACCUGUUGAUGUUGUCGUGGUAAUACACGUACUUACAUCAAAGUUCUGCAUCUGUUGUCUGCGAAAUGCAAAUACUUACUAAGAUCAAUUGUAGUAAAUCUGUAGUUAGCAAAAAGUCUAACCUACGCAGUGUUGUCUAUCUGUCAUAUUAUUAAGAACAAGACCGAACUUCUUACAACAAGUACAUGAGAUGAUGGUGAAUUUAUUUAAGAUUGUUCUUAUAGAUCGCGAACAUAAAGAGAUAGUACAAGUAUUGUGACCGUCAUCCUCAGAGGAACAAUCAAUAUAUGAUCACUUAGGAGGACGGUGUGGCAUGCUCCUUAAAGUACAGUCGUGAACUUCAUCCAUUUUGAAUAUUUCGACAUCCUCGUAAGAUUUCCGUAUCCGAUUUGCUUUCUUCAAGCAAAAGGCGGUGAAAUUGAGUGAUGGCAAUUUUGCACUGGAUGAAGCAUGUACUUGACUGAAGCAUACUAGCACCAUUUCGAUGUUGGCAUUUAAUACAUCAUGUACUUGCAAACACGAAGACGAACAACUGUCAUGAUAAACCCACGUUUUGGCAGACUUAUCUUAGACAUGAUGAUCAGCUGCAGCUCCCUGAGCACUAAUAUCUUGGGGACAAGAUCGUCACAGACAUCGCGGAAUACGGGAACAAAAAUAGCAGGGUUCUCGACGAGGUGAACGUGGAGGUAAGCUUCCUUGAACACAG
Molecule: messenger RNA, 4171 nt
Organism: Amoebophrya sp. A25
Lineage: Eukaryota; Dinophyceae; Syndiniales; Amoebophryaceae
Source: the annotation of a GenBank genome assembly